CACGUGGUACAAACCCGGAAACGGCCGUUUAUUUACAACGCCACAGAGCAUGACCUAACCAUUGUCAUAUGUCAGUAAGAUAUAUUUAUUAGCCAUUCAAACACUUUCUCGCAAUUAAAAUGGAAAACUACGACAAACAGUCAUUGAACGCAAUGCCUGGUCCUGUUCCUGAUUUCAGGGGAAAUGAUGGGUCGUUGGUGUCAGUACUGAGGACGUUGCUGAUCUUUACUAUUAUGAUGAUUACCUUGCCAAUAGGUUUAUACUUUGCCACAAAAGCUUAUUUGUUUCAAGCCUCCAUGGGAUAUUCCAGCAAUGACAGCUAUUUCUAUGCUGCCAUAGUGGCAGUUGUGGCCGUCCAUGUGAUCUUGGGUCUCUUUGUCUACGUUGCCUGGAACGAAGGCUCCCGCCAAACCAGAGAAGGCAAGCAAGACUAGACGAGUCAAAUAUUUGUGUAACUGUGGUUCAGCAGGAGAAGAACACAGAAGACACAGGGCCUCUCAGAGGCCUGGAGCCCACAGACCACAAAUGCAUUGAACUGGUUGAUAUUAAAUGGUUGAUAUUUGCAGGGUUGUCUGUUGAGUCAUGGAGAUGUCAGUGUCUGAAGUGGCAGUAAGGGGCCAGAGAGAAGAGCAACUGCAGAAUGUGCUUGUCCAGUAUAUCCAGUUAUGGAAAUUAGGGACAGAAAUUGUUAAUAAAUCAGUCCCUAUUGCAGCCAUUAUUUGUCUUGUUGGUUAAUCAGAUACAGCCCCUUGCUUACAUAGUCAUCAGGUCAGUAGAUGAAAGGCACAACCAACAUUGUAUAAUGUAUGCUAAUGUUCACUUCAUGUAUCAUAACAUGAUCUAAGUUUCUCCAUGGUCAUGAUCCAGUCUUUAGUAAAUUACAGCAUUGUUUAUUGUGAAAAUAUUUUCCUACAAACCUCACAGCCACACACAUUUCUGCUCUUUUGUUACUUGAUUUGAUAUAUUCUGAAUUAAAACAUGUUCCCAACA
Molecule: messenger RNA, 990 nt
Organism: Osmerus eperlanus (European smelt)
Lineage: Eukaryota; Metazoa; Chordata; Actinopteri; Osmeriformes; Osmeridae
Gene: vma21
Product: vacuolar ATPase assembly factor VMA21
Exons: 3
Coding region: 120-434 (104 amino acids)
Biological process (GO): vacuolar proton-transporting V-type ATPase complex assembly
Cellular component (GO): endoplasmic reticulum membrane
Source: RefSeq, a predicted model, not a curated record